AUGACUGUCUGUCCGCUGUGUUAGCAUCUGAAUACAAUUUUAAAAAAAAUAUUUGCAUUUAAUACUUUUUUUUGUAUUGUACCGUGAUUUUGCUGGUGAAUAAUGUGUAAAGAUAUGCAACACGUUGUUUGCUGCCAAGACUAUGUACUGCAUCAUUAUUUUUUUUUCCAACUGAUGAAGCUUGUCCAACAUCCAUGCUCCUGUGUUGCCUUCUCUCAUCACGGUAUGGUUUCUCCAUCCUAAAAAAGGAGGUUGCUGAUGUGGAUUGAUUCCAUAGCAAGUGUAUACAUCAACUAAAGACAUGAGAAAAUUUGUCUACUGCAAAGUGGUCCUGGCCACAUCUUUGGUUUGGGUGCUUGUAGAUGUUUUUUUACUCCUGUACUUCAGUGAGUGUAACAAGUGUGACGACAAGAAAGACCAAUCACUGCUGCCUGCUUUGAGAGCUGUCAUAUCAAGAACACAUGAGGGUCCCGGAGAGAUGGGAAAAGCUGUCAUUAUAUCAAAAGAUGACCAGGAAAAAAUGAAGGAGCUGUUUAAAAUCAACCAGUUCAACCUCAUGGCCAGUGAUAUGAUUGCCCUGAACAGAAGUUUGCCAGAUGUGAGACUGGAAGGGUGCAAGACAAAAGUUUACCCUGGUACCCUCCCUAAUACAAGCAUUGUCAUAGUCUUUCACAACGAAGCAUGGAGUACUCUACUACGAACAGUCCACAGUGUGAUAAACAGGUCCCCAAGACAUUUACUUCUAGAGAUACUGCUAGUGGACGAUGCAAGUGAAAGAGAUUUUCUAAUGAAAAAAUUAGAGAAAUAUGUUCGGAAUUUGGAAGUUCCGGUGAGAAUCCUCAGGAUGGAACAAAGAUCUGGACUGAUCCGCGCUAGGCUUCGAGGGGCGGCUGCUACUAAAGGCGAAGUCAUAACUUUCUUAGAUGCGCACUGUGAAUGCACUAGUGGGUGGCUAGAACCACUAAUGGCAAGAAUUAAAGAAGACAGAAGGAUAGUUGUUUGCCCUAUUAUUGAUGUAAUCAGCGAUGACACAUUUGAAUACAUGGCUGGAUCUGACAUGACUUAUGGUGGCUUCAACUGGAAGCUGAAUUUUCGCUGGUAUCCCGUUCCACAGCGAGAGAUGGACAGAAGAAAAGGGGAUCGAACAUUACCUGUCAGGACCCCUACAAUGGCUGGUGGUUUGUUCUCAAUUCACAGAAAUUACUUUGAAGAAAUUGGAACUUAUGAUUCAGGAAUGGACAUUUGGGGGGGAGAAAACUUAGAAAUGUCUUUUAGGAUCUGGCAGUGUGGCGGGUCAUUGGAAAUUGUUACAUGUUCCCACGUUGGUCAUGUCUUUCGCAAAGCCACUCCUUACAGUUUUCCUGGAGGAACAGGUCAUGUUAUCAACAAGAACAACAGAAGGCUAGCUGAAGUUUGGAUGGAUGAAUUUAAAGAUUUCUUCUAUAUCAUAUCACCAGGUGUAGUCAAGGUGGAUUAUGGAGAUGUGUCACAGCGGAAAGCCCUGAGAGAAAGACUCCAGUGUAAACCUUUUUCAUGGUAUCUGGAAACUGUUUAUCCUGACUCUCAGAUCCCAAGACGAUAUUUCUCACUUGGUGAAAUCAGAAAUGUUGAAACCAACCAGUGCUUGGACAACAUGGGAAGAAAAGAAAAUGAAAAAGUAGGAAUAUUUAACUGCCACGGAAUGGGCGGAAAUCAGGUAUUUUCCUAUACAGCUGACCAGGAAAUCAGAACAGAUGAUCUUUGCCUGGAUGUUUCAAGGCUUAAUGGUCCUAUAGUCAUGCUGAAAUGCCAUCACAUGAGAGGAAAUCAGUUGUUUGAGUAUGAUGCACAGAGGCUGACACUUCGACAUGUCAACAGUAACCAGUGUCUGGAUGAGCCGUCUGAGGAGGACAAAAUGGUGCCCACCUUGAGGGACUGCCAUGGCAGCCGAUCUCAAGAGUGGCUGCUGCAGAACAUGACCUUGAGUGCCUGAAGCCUGAAAAGACGUCUUUCAUUCUGACAGUAUCUACAGAGUUCCAUACUACUACAAUGUGUGGGUUUUCUUUUUUCUGAUGAAGCGCUGUCAAUCACCUUGACCUUCUUGGAAACAAAGAAAGCAUUUGAGCGAUAUUUUCUUUUUUUUUUUUUUUUUUUUUCUCAAGACAUGCUUGUUCACGCUGGCUCUCAAUUUGCAUUUGUUCACAGGAAAAAAAAAACACAAUAGGUGCUGAGAAAUGUGGUACUGUGCACUGUAACAAAAAGCCGUUCUCUUCGACUUUAUUUUCCAGUAGCUUAGGAAACGACAUUCAUUUCAGCUUGGGAGGAAUACAAUACAAAAUGUAAUGCCUUAAAUAAAAUAACUUAUUAAUAAUAAACGCAAGAAAUAGCUUUGACACAGACCUCAAAGAGAAUGUUCUUGCGAAACUAGUAUAAAACACUAGUACAAAACACUGCAGAUAGAUUAUGAUUUCAAUUGCUCUA
Polyodon spathula (Mississippi paddlefish) is the source of this 2460-nucleotide messenger RNA. RefSeq names its product polypeptide N-acetylgalactosaminyltransferase 13. Gene Ontology annotation, cellular component: Golgi apparatus. Lineage: Eukaryota; Metazoa; Chordata; Actinopteri; Acipenseriformes; Polyodontidae. The record is from RefSeq and is a predicted model, not a curated record. The transcript has 12 exons. The coding region runs from base 302 to 1972 and encodes 556 amino acids.